Coffea arabica (coffee) is the source of this 387-nucleotide messenger RNA. The record is from RefSeq and is a predicted model, not a curated record. NCBI's taxonomy places the organism in Eukaryota, Viridiplantae, Streptophyta, Magnoliopsida, Gentianales, Rubiaceae.
AUGGCAUCUUCAAGAAAUUUGGUCUUUCGCUUUGGUGCUCUCUUUGCACUUGUGCUCCUCAUUUCCUCUGAUGUAACAGCCGCAGAUCAGGAGAACGUGAAGACCACUGGAGUCCAGGAUGCCAGUUCGGGUGAGGUUCAUCAGGAUACCGUAACCUUAGUUAGUUGCAGACAUGGUUGCUGCCGUUGGAUCCCUCAUAAGGGAUGCAAGAAAUGCUGCGCAACUGCUGAGGAGACCCCUGAAGCUACAUCUGGAGAUGAGGAUACCAUAACCGCAGAUCGUUGCAGCCAUGGUUGCUGCCGCUGGUACCAUGGACAUUGCCAAAGAUGCUGUCCACCUGCUGAGGAGACCCCUGAAGCUACAUCCGGAGAUGAGGUCAAAAAUUAA